Molecule: messenger RNA, 1363 nt
Organism: Onychomys torridus (southern grasshopper mouse)
Lineage: Eukaryota; Metazoa; Chordata; Mammalia; Rodentia; Cricetidae
Gene: Smagp
Product: small cell adhesion glycoprotein
Exons: 4
Coding region: 599-895 (98 amino acids)
Source: RefSeq, a predicted model, not a curated record
GCCCGACUAUCGAGGCGUUCAGGAAUUUGCCCACAGCCACUCAGCUGGCAAGCGGCUGCGCUGGGGCUUUGAAUCCUCACCCAGAUCUGGGCCACACCUCUCGCCCUCUCCGCGCUCCGCGGCCUCCCACGAAGGUCGCACGCGGAAGGCGCAGGUGGGGCCUGGCUGCUCGCCCCGCUGGGCUCGCCCGCGCGCCUGGGCCCCGGGAGGUGCUCCCGGGGAAGUCACCCUGCAGUCGGGGACACCGGCGGAUCCGCGCGGGGGGACCUGCCACCGCAGGUAACCGCGGGUCGCUCCCCGCCCCCAGCCCGCGGGCGGUGCCGACCCCCGCCGAGCCCGGCACGCGGGAGGGGCGGCUCCGGACAGUGGCCUUUCCUCCCGGGGGAACCUGCCGAGGGCGGCCCCGCGCUCCUUCCUGUCCCACCCACCGCGGCCCGGGCUCGGCGGCCGCUCGGCGCGGGGUCCCGGGCGCGGCCUGGGCGAAUCUCGGCCGCUCCCACCCCGGCGAGUUCAAAAGGACGCGCGGCGACCGGCCCUGCCCCGCCGCCCGUCGGACUGGAAAGAUCUGACCCUGUGAGAUACUCUCCCCUCGGCAACGAUGACCAGCCUACCAGCUACACCUUCUCCUGGAGAACUGAUGACCACGCCAGUCCUCCAGGCCCAUGAGACCCUGUCCCCACAAGCUGAAGAGGCCAGCACAGCACUCAUUGCAGUCGUUAUCACUGUGGUGUUCCUCACCCUGCUCUCCGUGGUGACCUUGAUCUUCUUUUACCUGUACAAGAACAAAGGCAGCUACGUCACCUACGAGCCUGCAGAAGGCGGUGAGCCCAGCGCCGUCCUGCAGAUGGAGAGUGACUCAGCCAAGGGCAGAGAAAAGGAAGAGUACUUCAUCUAAUGGUCUCCGCACUAACACACUGACUCUGUAAUUAGGGAACAUUGCUCUGAAGCCAGUGAGUGGCAUUAAGUGAGAUGGCAAAUCCAGUCACCUCCCUGGACACACUCCCCAACACCGUCACUGACUCCAGGGUCCAGGGACAUGGAGAAAGCUGCUUAUGACACCUAUAGCUGGACCUUGAUAAGUACAGUGUUCACAACUGGCCAACAGCGCGAGGUCGUGCCUGAGUUGAGAGAUGUAGAGGGAGGUCACAGGCUGGUCCACUUUGUCCUCUCCUGGUUGCCCAGUAAUAGCCCCAGUUUAGCUUCCUGGAGGCUCGAUCCCACAGGAAGGGAUGGGGCAGGAGGAAUAGGCUUCUGAAUGUUAGUUACUCUUUUGAUCUGAGCCCUACCAUUUCCCCCAACAGCCUCAAACUUACUGUUUUUUAUCCAGAUUAAACUUAUUAUGAAAGUCAGACUUUCAUUUACA